AUGUCGGUCAUCUACAAAGAUCGCGACGAACCGCGCACAUACACGACUGUCCGCCGCUAUCGAGUCCCCGACCGCGCAUUUGAAGAAGAGGAUACCUACGAGAAACAGAUCGUCAUCAAGCGCGACCGCGAACAAGCUCCCAGAUACGACCGCGAUCUCGAGUACCGCACCCGCGAAAGGGAGGCCCCAAGAGAAAUCGUCCGCUACGAAAGAAAUGUUGAGCGUGCGCCCUCCCCUCCUGAUCGAGUACGCGAAUUCCGUUAUGAACGGGAAGUAGAACGUGAGCCUCCUCGCCGCGAUCAAUGGGACCUUGAAAGAUACACUCGCUCGACCGAAUAUUAUCAGCCGCAGCCCAUCAUCAUACGCCAGGACCCACAGCCCAUCAUCAUCAAGGAAGCCCCUCGUCAACCCGUCGUACUUCAACAAGAGCCACAAUACGACGAUGCACAGAGGAGAAGGGAUGACGAAGACUACUACUACGAACGCACGACUCGAGCAGUUGAUCGAGGCCCGCGUCGUGGAGGCGGUGGUGAGGACUUCUAUGAUGAGCGUGAUUACAGACACGAUGUUGACCCUCGGGAUUCAGCGUCCAAUUAUGCCGACGACCGCUACAGCAGCGACGAGGAUAUCGUCAUCACUCGCACAGAACGCAACGGCGGCUCGCGCGAUCACUCACCUCACCACCGCCGUCACCUAGCCGAAGGCGCCAUAGCCGGUCUUGGAGCCGCCGAGAUUCUACGCCAUCACCGCCGAAAACAAGGAGAUGAGUCCGGUCACCGUGGUCGUCAACUUUUGGGCGGCGCUGCAUUGGGUGCUGUUGGUGCCGAAGCACUGAGCCGUGCCAGAAGUCACAUGCGAAGUUCACGCUCAAGAUCAGUUUCCACCGAUCGUUCGCAUCGUUCCAGCCGUCGUGAAAGACGCCGUCGCCAUCGCAGCAAGAGUCGAAGUAGGAGUCGUUCUCGCGCACGUACUUUGGCCAAAGUUGGUACAGUAGCCGCCGUCGGCGCGCUUGCAGCAUACGCUCUCCGAAACAGAGGAAACAAGGAAACGGUAAUCGUUAACAACGAAGUGCCACCAACACGUCGCAGCAGAUCUAGAAGACGCCGUGCCUCGGUCGGUAGUGUCCCUCCCCCUUUGGAUGCCAGACCCAGAAGCAGAAGCGAAAGCAAGCAUCGCGAUCCCGAACACCGCAACCGUCGUAUUGCUCAGGCAGGCCUUGCAACCGCUGCAGCCGCCGGAAUCCUGGACCGUGUUCGCAGUCGUUCAAGAGGUGGCAAGAAAUCUCGCUCCAAGAGCAGAAUCCGUACAGGUGUGCCGAUUGCUGCCGCAGGACUGGGUGGUGCUGCCGUCGCCGGCUUGUACGAGCGAAGUAAGGCUCGCAAAGAAGCCGUGAGAGACGACGCAUCCGAGCCUGGACGUGCCAGGUCCAGAUCUCGUAGCAGAUCUCGCAGCAGAUCUGUCCCCUACCCUGAUGACGAACCUCGUUUGCGUAGAGCUUCGAGUGAUCCCGCGCUUAUAGAAUAUGGCGACGAUCCGAUCUACCCGAACCGACGCUACGAGGAAGCACCCGCAGAGUACAGACGCAGACGCAGAGGUAGUUCUGCUUCGUUGAGUCCCGACAGACGCAGACACGACAGAUCGAGUCGCUCCAGAUCGAGAAGCCGCAGUCGGACUAGAGGUUUGGCCGAGGGUGCUGCCGCCGCUGGAGUCGCCGCUGUAGCUGCACACGAGCUGGGCAAACGGGAUGAACGUAGGAGAUCAGACCGAGACAGAGACCGUGAUCGCGAUCGUCGCGAAGAAGAGGAAGACAUGUAUGCACACGACAGACCAUACUCGCCGCCACCAAUGGGUGCCAAUGCUGCCUACCCUCCCACUCCUCAAAGCCAGGACUACUAUCCCGCCACCAACUCUUUCCCACCCCCACCCACAGACAAUUACGGACGUCAGCCCGACUAUCCCCCACACGAAUACCCACCCUAUAAUCCUGCCGAUUAUCCACCACCUCCCGGUGCCGCUGGUGUCCCUCGUGGCCGACAUGACGAACGCUAUGCCAGCCCUGAUCCCAAUCUGGGGUAUCCUCCUGCCAACGAGACCUUUGCUGGUGACACGCGCUAUGCUGGCGACAAUCGCGGCAGGCCGGGUCCAGAACACGUGAGUUCGACUCCUCCUUCUGAUGCACACGACUCAGCUUCUGGUGGGUGGUUCGGCUUUUGUACUGCCUCGUCCCCUGUGUCCCUUCCUUGCCAUCACUUCCCCUAUCUGCCAACUUUUUUGAAUGAUUUGAACUCCGGCUAA
This is a messenger RNA of Aureobasidium pullulans EXF-150, 2295 nucleotides long. RefSeq lists its product as uncharacterized. NCBI's taxonomy places the organism in Eukaryota, Fungi, Ascomycota, Dothideomycetes, Dothideales, Saccotheciaceae. The transcript has 2 exons. The record is from RefSeq and is a predicted model, not a curated record. The coding region runs from base 1 to 2295 and encodes 764 amino acids.